AUGCGAACGCUCUCGCAGCUCAAGGGCCUUUGCCUGCACCGCAACUGCCUUACGUCGGUGCCGCUGUCGCUGCUCGCUCUAACGUCCCUGGAAGAGCUCUACUUGGACAACAACCAGAUUGAAAGUCUCCCGGACGGGAUCGGCCAGCUCGUGCAUCUCCGAGAGCUCGACAUGCCGGGCAAUCGGCUCAAGGGCCUGCCGAAAUCGUUCGUGCAGCUCACAAAGCUCGAGAUUCUGCACCUGGAAGGCAACUGCCUCGAGACGCUGCCGAAAGGGCUCGGCGGUCUCGUCGCGCUGCGCAAGAUCUACUUGCAAGACAAUGCGAUCACAAAGCUCCACGCGUCGCUCGGUCGCUGCACCAAGAUGGAAGUCAUCAACAUGGAACACAACAAACUCACCAAGGUCGCCAAGCGCAUUGGCGACCUUCCGAAGCUCAAGCACCUCUUGCUUGCAAACAACAACAUUGAGACGCUGCCGUUCAACCCGUACGAGAAGGCGCCCGGCCUCCGACGACUCACGCUCAGCGGUAACAAGCUCGCGCCCGACAUCCUCAAGCUCGAGCACCACGUGCCUUUGGACGCGGCGAUUGCAGAAGGCGACGACGAGGGAUGA
Messenger RNA from Saprolegnia parasitica CBS 223.65, 612 nucleotides. RefSeq lists its product as hypothetical. Lineage: Eukaryota; Oomycota; Saprolegniomycetes; Saprolegniales; Saprolegniaceae. The coding region runs from base 1 to 612 and encodes 203 amino acids. The record is from RefSeq and is a predicted model, not a curated record. The transcript has 3 exons. Gene Ontology annotation, molecular function: protein binding.